UUCUGCUUGGAAUGAGUUGCUUCUAGGAUAAUAGGAUCCAGUUUCGCCCCUCUCUCGUUCUUAGGUCUGGGGAGGGUACAUGAGUCUGUAUUUGGUGUUGGUGUUGGUGCCAUGAUGUUUGCCAGCCCUAUGACUUCUACUCCAUUUUCUGUCAAAGACAUUCUGAACUUAGAGCAACAUCAGAGUGGCCUCUCUACCAUGGACAUCUCCCCCAGGCUGGACACCUCUUCAUGUAUGCUCUCCAGCUUCAAACAAGAGUCUUAUCCGGGGACCCCUUGCCUUUCUGAGCUCACAGAGGAUAUGUCUCAGAGGGACAACAACAAGGGGUCUUCUCCAUUCCCUGGAUCCUUCUUUGUCAAAAACUACAUGGAAAUGGACUCCUCUAAAGAGCACAAAGAAGACAAGAAAGAUCUCUGCUCUUUGCAGAAAAAUUCGGAAACUGAUAAGCGAGACUUGGAAGACCCAGACAGGCCAAGGCAACGAAAAAGAAGAAAGCCCAGGGUGCUGUUCUCCCAAGCCCAGGUCUAUGAACUGGAAAGGAGAUUCAAACAGCAGAAAUAUCUGUCAGCCCCAGAGAGAGACCAUUUAGCCAAUGUUUUGAAGCUCACCUCCACACAGGUGAAGAUCUGGUUCCAGAAUAGAAGGUACAAAUGCAAAAGACAAAGACAAGAUCAGACUUUGGAAAUGGUGGGCCUUCCACCCCCAAGGAGGAUAGCAGUACCUGUUCUGGUGAGAGAUGGCAAACCUUGUUUGGGAGAGUCCUCUCCAUACAAUUCCCCAUAUAAUGUCAGCAUUAACCCUUACAGCUACAACACUUAUCCUCCCUACUCCAACUACAGUAAUCCAGCCUGCAGUGGCAGUUACAACUGCAGUUACUCAUCCAUGCCAAGCAUGCAACCCACCUCAGCUAGUAAUAAUUUCAUGAAUUUUAGUGUGGGGGACUUAAACACAGUGCAGACACCCAUUCAGCAAGCAAGCAGUGUAUCUGCACUCCAUGGCAUCCGAGCAUGGUAGAACUUGGCUAGAGGCCAUUCUGAAAGCACUAAAAAUGUGGUGGUAUGGAUCAUAUAGACUGGAAAGAUCAUUCAAACAAAUCUGUCCUGCACCUUCCAAAGAAUAGAUGUGACUUUAACCCCUUUGUGUGAGAAUGCAAACUGAGAGUUAACAAAGGACAAUUUGGCAUGCUGGACAGACCAGCAAACGGAAGAUCCACAUCUUUUAUGUUGUGUAGUGUUCAGUUGUUAGCAUCACCAGUAUAUUUUCAGAUUAUCCAAGUGUGUCAUUUGGUUUAUUUAAUCCCAGGAAGCUUUAGCAAUAAAUACAUUCACCCAAAGAGUCACGCUGACCAUAACUACUGGGAAAAUGUUUAAAGUCUGAAAAAUAAAGAAAAUGAAUUCCUGGCAGUUUUGUCUCGCUGUAUAUGAAAUUUUAUGUCAUAGAAUGGUUCUCACUGAGCCUCUGAAAUCCAAACAGGUUCCGUUUGUAAAAGAAUAAGCUAUAGAACAAAAGAGAAGUAAGAGAUUUAAUAUAAUUAGAAGAUAACGGAAAACGACAUUGGUUAUUUUAUACAUAGAAAAUGUCUGCAGUAUUUAAACCAGUCAGGUCUGUGCCACAUGGGAGCCAAUAUCAUGGCAAAACAGCAGGUCUGUUACUGUUGGUGCCAGUAGGCCCAGAGCACGACAUGAUAGGUACUGAUCAGGAGUAAAAACUCAUCUGACAUUUUGUUGUAAAUAAUGCUUUUUUAUUAUAUUAAAUUAUUUUCUUUUUUUUUUUCUCCUCUAGUUAACAUUAGCCUGGUUUGUGUACAUAACAAAAUGCAAUAUUGUAUUGGUUGUUACAUUUUGCAUAUAUUCAGAAUGCAUUUUUGUAGAUUGCUGAGCUGAAAAUCUUGGAAAGUUCCCCUGAAACCUAAACUCAGUGAUGAGCAUUGAGGUCAUUAUACGUGAGAAAUAAACAUUUAUUUUACGCCAA
This is a messenger RNA of Bufo gargarizans (Asiatic toad), 1971 nucleotides long. RefSeq names its product NK2 homeobox 5 (gene NKX2-5). Gene Ontology annotation, molecular function: DNA-binding transcription factor activity, RNA polymerase II-specific; RNA polymerase II cis-regulatory region sequence-specific DNA binding. Gene Ontology annotation, cellular component: nucleus. The transcript is spliced from 2 exons. Gene Ontology annotation, biological process: cell differentiation; regulation of transcription by RNA polymerase II. The record is from RefSeq and is a predicted model, not a curated record. Lineage: Eukaryota; Metazoa; Chordata; Amphibia; Anura; Bufonidae. Bases 112 to 1014 code for a protein of 300 amino acids.